AAAAGCCUCUAAAAAAAAAAAAAAAAAAGCGCUGACACACAGCGUGACAGGGCCUCAGCUUAUUUUAAUUUCACCUUCAUCUUCAUCUUCACCCUCACCUUCCUCUCCUCUGCGGCUGAAGAUGCUCCACAGUCUGAAGCCCACCGAGCUGCAGUCCAGAGGUUUCUGCUUUGAAAACAGCCGCAGGAAUGCAGUGUUGGAGUCCAACUUAUCGGAGCUCGGCUACAAAGCUCCCAAUGCCAGAAAAACAGGAACCACCAUCGCCGGGAUCGUUUACAAGGACGGAGUGAUCCUGGGAGCAGACACCAGGGCCACAGACGACAUGGUGGUGGCCGACAAGAACUGCAUGAAGAUUCACUACAUCGCUCCAAAGAUCUACUGCUGCGGCGCCGGCGUGGCUGCAGACGCAGAGAUCACCACGCAGAUCAUGGCGUCCAACGUGGAACUGCACACGCUCAACACCGGGCGACCACCCCUUGUCGCCAUGGUAACCCGACAGCUGAAACAGAUGCUGUUCAGGUACCAGGGUCACGUCGGUUCAUCUCUGAUUGUCGGAGGAGUUGAUGUGACUGGAGCUCACCUGUACAGCGUUUACCCACACGGCUCCUACGAUAAACUGCCUUUCCUCACCAUGGGGUCUGGAGCUGCAGCUGCGGUCUCUGUGUUUGAGGACAGAUUCAAACCAAACCUGGAGCUGGAUGAGGCGAAGCAGCUCGUACGGGACGCCAUCGCUGCAGGGAUUUUCUGUGACCUGGGUUCAGGCAGCAACGUUGACUUGUGUGUUAUCACCGCAGCUGGAGUGGAGUACCUGCGAGGCUAUGACAAGCCCACGACGAAGGGCAAGAGAGAGGGACAGUACAGGUACAAACCAGGCACCACGGCCGUCCUCUCCAAAACUGUGACUCCACUCUCCCUGGAUGUGGUCGACCAGUCUGUUCAGAUCAUGGACACUGAAUAAAAUACAAUAAAAAUACUUUAUACUGGAAUAAACUCUGUUCAAUGUGUGGUGAUAACAUGUUGGUGUACUGAUAAUGAAAGACCAGUGUGGUGCAGGAUGUAGAAGAGGUUGUCCCACAGCAUCACUUACUGUAAAAGUCAUGUUGUAAUAAAAUCUUCGUUUUGUUAAAUGA
Seriola dumerili (greater amberjack) is the source of this 1130-nucleotide messenger RNA. It is a transcript of the gene psmb10, whose product is annotated as proteasome subunit beta type-7-like. Bases 122 to 958 code for a protein of 278 amino acids. Lineage: Eukaryota; Metazoa; Chordata; Actinopteri; Carangiformes; Carangidae. The record is from RefSeq and is a predicted model, not a curated record. The transcript is spliced from 8 exons. Gene Ontology annotation, cellular component: proteasome core complex.